Messenger RNA from Lottia gigantea (owl limpet), 1137 nucleotides. RefSeq lists its product as hypothetical. The annotation marks the transcript as partial. The record is from RefSeq and is a predicted model, not a curated record. Gene Ontology annotation, molecular function: sarcosine oxidase activity; flavin adenine dinucleotide binding. NCBI's taxonomy places the organism in Eukaryota, Metazoa, Mollusca, Gastropoda, Lottiidae. The transcript has 8 exons.
GUAUUAGGUAUUGAGCAAUUUGAAUUGGGACAUCACAAUGGUGGUUCACAAGAUCAUUCCAGAAUUAUCCGAUUGACCUAUCAUGAUGACCGUUAUACUAAAAUAGCUAAACAUACAUUUGAAGCAUGGGAAGAGGUCGAGAAAGAUUCUGGAGUAAAAUUAGUACAUAAAUGUGGUGGUCUUAAUAUGAGUAAAAAAGGAGAAGCAGAUGCUAUUAUGGAAUGUUAUGCUAAAGCUAUGGAUACCUUCGACAUCAAAUAUGAAAGGCUAGACUCUGAACAGUUAGAGAAGAAGUUUCCACAGUUCAAAGUUGAUAAAGAUGUAGUUAGCUUAUAUCAGCCAGAAGCUGGUCUUGUGGAUGCUGCGUUAUCUAAUUCUGUACAUCAACAACUAGCUAGAGGAUAUGGUGCUAGUAUUUUAGCUAACAGUCCAGUCAUUAGAGUCUUCAGAAAUAAUGACGGAAGGAUCUCGGUUCAAACUACAAAAGGUACCUUUACCUGUAAACGUUUGGUUGUUGCUGCAGGGGCUUGGAUAAAUCAAGUAUUGGGAUCAAUUGGGGUUCAUAUUCCCGUAACAGUAACACAGGAACAAGUUACAUAUCUUGGUACACCAUUUAUCAAAGAAUUCACCAAAGAUAGAUAUCCAAUGUUUUUGUAUCAUGGUAAAGACUAUGAUUUUUAUCAAAUACCAAUUCAUGGUAAUGCCUGUAGUAAAAUUGGUAUUGAUGCCGGUGGUCCACCUGUAACUGGCAAUACCAGAAAUUUUGUCGUUGAUCCUGAACGUGAAGAUAUUGUUGUCAAGUUCAUGGAGAAGAUAUCACCAAAGGUAAGCUAUGGGCAAAUAUUUACUAUUACUGAUACCACAUGCCUGUACACCAUGACUCCUGACAGACAUUUUGUGGUUGAUAAAUGUGAGAAAGCUGGUUAUCCUGAUAUCAUUAUCUGUAACGGGGCAGGGCAUGCUUUUAAAUUUGCCUGUUUACUGGGUAAAAUUUUAAGUGAAAUGGCGAUUGAUGGUAGAACACAGUAUGAUAUCUCAGGAUUUAGUAUGAAUAGACCAGCUAUCACAGAUCCGAACUAUGAGAAAGAAUUUCAAUGGGCAAAGAAAAUGUCAGAAUCCGUGACACCAAAACUUUGA